AUGUCUUUCUAUAAGCCGGAAGAAGAAAUAUUUGUCGGUGCCUCUGUUGAAAAACCUUUGACGAUAUUAAAUGCUAACUCGUCGACUCAACAUGAGCAGCACAAUGACGGACGCGAACCAGCCCUACUAGCCUUCAUCGAAUCGCAUCCUGAUUACAACCAAAUAAAGGGCUCACCGGAAAGAAUCCUUGCCGCCAUUGACCAAUACGGCCGGGAAAAAGAUUUUCUCAUGAACGUCGGGGAGCAUAAAGGGGAGGUUGUGAGAAAGAAAAUUACCGAGCAUAAACCUAAGGUCAUGAUAGAAUUGGGCGGAUACGUUGGGUAUUCCGCGAUCUUGUUUGGCAAUGCUCUGAAAAAAGCGGGAGGAAAGAAGUACAUCAGUUUGGAGUUAAGCCCGGUGUUUGCUUCUGUGUCAGCUUCCUUGGUCAAGCUGGCAGGUCUUGAUGAUAUUGUGGAAAUAAAGAUCGGCCCUUGUCGAGAUUCGUUGCGAGCUCUCGGGAAACAGUACGGCGACAGUGGCUUGGACAUGUUAUUCUUUGACCACGCGAAGACCGAAUACGUCAACGACCUCAAACUGUGUGAGGAGCUAGGCUUGGUGGCUCGCAACACAGUUGUCCUCGCGGAUAAUGUCAUUUGUCCUGGCAAUCCUGCUUAUUUGAAAUAUGUCAGGGCCACGCCAUCCAAGAAACAAGAAAGAAGCCAGCAUGAAGAUUCUGCCGGAAGGAAUGACUAUUCCGUGGGAAACCCGCAAUUGCUCUACGAUACAUCCAUUGUGCACGCAUUGGAGCCAACCGGUCAACCGGAUGGUAUAGAAAUCUCGCGCUGCUUCGGGGUUGAGGCUUAG
This is a messenger RNA of Aspergillus melleus, 843 nucleotides long. RefSeq names its product O-methyltransferase. The transcript is spliced from 2 exons. The coding region runs from base 1 to 843 and encodes 280 amino acids. NCBI's taxonomy places the organism in Eukaryota, Fungi, Ascomycota, Eurotiomycetes, Eurotiales, Aspergillaceae. The record is from RefSeq and is a predicted model, not a curated record. Gene Ontology annotation, molecular function: O-methyltransferase activity.